UAUCUACUGCGAAGACACGACUUGACGACGAACACGAACGAUGAUCAGACUAAGAAAGGAUGAUUAAACAGCUCUACCUGAUAGAAGAUGCAGUUACAGAGCUGUACGUUCUUGUUUCCCUAAACAGAACGGACAUAAGAAACCAAGUAAAAGCUUCUCGUUUGGCAGUAGGCGUUUUCUAGAAGCAAGUACCGCAUGAUGCUCUUUGAGUUCACUGGCAUGCUGCUCGAGUACCAUUUUUUCUUCCUUCAUACAUCCGAUCCGGACCUUCGAAGACCGCACACACGUGUUCCAAGUGCACAGGCGUCCGGAGUCUUUGCAGAGUUUGACUAGGAUCUCUCUAGACCGGAGCUUCAUAAAGCGAAUUGUCAAUUUCAACGUCAAAGGACGUAGAGGCACUGGCGCUCAAAUCUACCCGGCGAUUCAGUACGGCUUCACUCCACAGCCUCUCGUACUGGAACGCGGAGACUACCUCCACUUCCAAUGGGUCGGAUCAGACGCAAAUCCGAAUGUUAUGUGUGACACGUACUUAUAACUUCAAAUAUUUCCUUCAAUCAUCUUGUGUUGAAAGAUGAGAAAGACAACUACAGCGAGCGAAAAAAUUCGUACCCACUCCGUCUCUCUAAGUCACGUAACCAAGGUAACGGGAAGACAGGCACCGAUAGGAGCAAUAUAUGCGCGGUACCGACGACACACAUUCACGGACCCGCUUGGUACCAGUUGUACUCCUCCACUAUGUACUCUUUUUCCGCCGGGUCGUCCGGUGGCUUGAUGAACUGCGAACCCAAGGACCUGCACAAGUUUUUCUGCGACUAUGAGGACACGGAAGGAGACGACGCUGAGCGGGGACGAUGCUUAGACAAGAUAGAGAAACUAGCUUGGCUAGGGCAAACGAAGUGCUUAAACAGUCCUGAGAUCAACAACGCUGGGAACCGGGGAAUGAACUGCGCGCAAUUGAAUGGGGCUUCGGCUUACUUCAACUAUGGUUGGGGCGGAUCUUCCAAGCAUGAAGACGGGGCUAAGGAGUUCUAUUGGUAUGGCUGGUAUGAGUGUGUAUAGUCAUGUCAUGUCAUGGUACCUCUGUGCUCUACUGUUGCGAUUAGUAAAGAGGUCUUAUUAGCCUCCGUGUACCUUCCAGAUGGAAAGCACGAAAGCCAACUGAUAGACUAUCAAUUUGAGACGCGAUGUAUUUAUAUGAUCCAUGAGAUGAAUUGGAUGGUAUCCAUUUCUACUUCGUAUCCCUUGAUGUGUCAAUCUAAUUCCAGGGAGAGCCAAUUGAGAUGCAGAGCAGCGGCGAGCACUACUUCAAGUCGACCAGAAACGACGACUUCUCGAACCGCC
Amoebophrya sp. A25 is the source of this 1341-nucleotide messenger RNA. The record is from the annotation of a GenBank genome assembly. Lineage: Eukaryota; Dinophyceae; Syndiniales; Amoebophryaceae.